UUAGUGCUGCACUGACCGACUGAUCUUUCCUUACGUUCGCUCAGUCGGCACAUUAGCACAGAGGAGGUGUCAUUCACAUACACUUCUCACUUUCCUUUGGUACAUAAUGGCAAGUCACACAAUUGGGUUAUUCUUAUUUUGUGUUUCGGUGGCGUUCUCCUAUGUUUCCACGUCUCCCCAAGUCUGCAGCAACUCCCUCAUACCUGGAGCUAAAGGAGACCAAGGUGAGAUUGGAUACGAAGGAGAUGAGGGCAGAAUGGGGAAGAACGGACCACCAGGACAUCCAGGAGCAUUAGGAGAGGUGGGAUCGAAGGGCGACGUUGGUCACAUAGGAAAGAUGGGGCCCAUUGGAGCCCAAGGAGACAAAGGAAACGCAGGCUUGGAUGGACCCUUGGGUUUGAAGGGGAAAACAGGCACUACUUGUGACUGUGGAAGGUACAGGAAGGUGAUUGGGCAGAUGGAUGUCAAUUUGGGCAAGCUGAGGAACACAGUGAAGUUUGUCAAGAAGAUCAUGUUGGGCCUGACAGAAAGUGACGAGCACUACUACCUGCUGGUGAAGGAGGCCAAAAGAUUCAAGGAGGCCUCGAUGAACUGCGAGCUGAGAGGCGGCAUCCUGGCCAUGCCGACUAAUAUUGAUAGUAACCGCCUCAUAGCUGAUUAUGUCAGUCAGUCUGGACUCACGAGGGUUUACAUCGGAGUGCAGGCUAAAAACACAGACACGCUUACACAUGAGGGAAGAAACAGCUCCCGGGACGCAGAUUCCAAACCACUCAAGGACUUUCCUGCAUGGAGUCAAGAUGAGGAGCUCACUUCUUCCAGCCACAAUGCGAGUUGUGUGGAGCUGCUCAGCACAGGGACAUGGAGUCAUGUGGAGUGUGACAUGGCCAUGUUUUUCAUCUGUGAGUUUCCAAAAAGCAGGAUAAGAGGAUGAGGAGGAGGAAGAAGUGCGACCUACUCUGCAUCUUGAGUCAUUGAACAGACCUUUCUUGCAAGUACAGUUCAGUAAAUGAUACAUUACACUUAAAACGUGUCAGUUUUUUUGUGGCAUUUCAGAACAUGUUAGAUUUAACUUGGUUUUACGAUGCAAGUUGGUGCACAAUGGGAAUAUCCAGUCUGUAUUUUCUUCUUUUUACAGACAAUUCAAAGACUUUUGACCUUGUGGACAAUUCAUGUACUUCAUACUGUAGCUGGUCGAUCUUGUUGUGGAAGUACGUCUCCGAAUAGCAAGAAAAUGACCACAGCUUUAGCCAAUUUGAAUGUGUGUGUCUUGGCUUAAAGAAUGACAAAAAUGCUCAAGUUCUCUGGUGUGGAGUUUGCAUGCUCUCGUGAUACUUGCAUAGGUUUUGUCUGGUGGUUAUCCAACUUCCUCACACUUUCCAAAAACACAGAAAUUGACUGGCAACCAGUCCAAGGGUGUAUCCCGCCUUUUGUCCAAAGACCACUCAUCAGCUCCAGGUUACAUUCUCAAUCCUAAGGAGGACACGCAUUGUAGAAAAUGGAUGGAUGAUUAAAUUACAUUCAUGUCUGACUCUCUUACAAGUGGCAUCUGACAAGGUGGAACAUCUCUCUGUGACUUCCCAAGGUCAUGUAUCGUAUGUUGCUGUAUGUGAAUUCAAGACUAAAGUGCCCAUAGGUGUUAAUGGGCCUCAUUCACUAAAAGAGUGAAAU
Hippocampus comes (tiger tail seahorse) is the source of this 1668-nucleotide messenger RNA. RefSeq names its product collectin sub-family member 10 (C-type lectin) (gene colec10). Lineage: Eukaryota; Metazoa; Chordata; Actinopteri; Syngnathiformes; Syngnathidae. The transcript has 7 exons. The record is from RefSeq and is a predicted model, not a curated record. The coding region runs from base 107 to 931 and encodes 274 amino acids.